AAGGAAUUGAAAAUUCAAUAUUUUUCCUCUUUUUCAUCCAUUUUUUCAACAUCCUUCCUCAGUUAUCCUCUUUCUCGUUCUAAUCUUUUUCCCGUACUUUUUAGCUUUCAUCCAAUAGAUCAUUUCAUUGUUACUUGCUUAAACUACUUCAUUAUUAUUAUUAUUAUUAUUAUUAUUAUUAUUAUUAUUAUUAUUAUUAUUAUUAUUAUUAUUGUUAUUUAUUAUUGUUAUUAUUAUUUAUUAUUAUUAUUAUUAUUAUUUAUUAUUAUUAUGGAACAUAAGUCUUCAUAUCAUUACCACUGCUGUGCAUUUUCAAAAUUAUCUUUUGCUAGGAUUUCAUUCCCGAAGAUGAUGGAUUCAAAACAAGCAACUGAUAUCGUACUACUAAUACUACUCAUAACGCAUCAUUUA
This is a messenger RNA of Loa loa (African eye worm), 411 nucleotides long. RefSeq lists its product as hypothetical. The annotation marks the transcript as partial. NCBI's taxonomy places the organism in Eukaryota, Metazoa, Nematoda, Chromadorea, Rhabditida, Onchocercidae. The record is from RefSeq and is a predicted model, not a curated record. The transcript has a single exon.